AUGUCUCAAUCUUUACAAGAACGGACUCUUCCUUUUGGAAAGAUCGAACCUAACUCGACCAAAUAUUUCCUCAGUUGCGCACUCGGCGGAGUCAUCGGUAUUGCCUCUCUUUUGUUAUUUUACGAAAUUCUCACUCUUCCUAUAGGACCGACUCAUACUGCUGUAACACCGCUUGAUCUGGUAAAAUGCCGUCGCCAGGUUGAUCCCAAGAUCUAUACCUCAAACGUCCAAGCAUGGCGCUCAAUUAUUGCCAAGGAGGGUGUAAAGGGCAUCUUCUUCGGUUGGUCGCCCACCUUCCUUGGCUACUCUUUCCAGGGUGCCGGCAAGUAUGGUCUAUACGAGUACUUCAAGUACCUAUACGGAAACCAGCUGUUCCCACAAGGCAAUCAAACUCUCGUCUUCCUAGGAGCCAGUGCCUCAGCUGAAUUUUUCGCCGAUAUGGCUCUGUGUCCAAUGGAGGCGAUCAAGGUUCGCAUGCAGACAACUCUUCCUCCCUUUGCCAACAACCUCCGUCAAGGCUGGAGUCGCGUCGUGGCUAAGGAAGGUCUCGGUGGUCUAUAUAAGGGUCUUUACCCGCUGUGGGCCCGCCAGAUCCCUUACACUAUGACUAAGUUUGCCACCUUCGAGGAGACUGUCAAGCAGAUUUACAAGAUUAUUGGUAAGCCCAAAGAGGAGUUGAGCCAGAUCUCUCAGACUGGAGUCAGUUUCCUUGGUGGAUACAUUGCUGGUAUCUUCUGUGCCAUUGUCAGCCACCCUGCCGAUGUUAUGGUGAGCAAACUGAAUGCUGAUCGUAAAGCUGGUGAAGGUGCUUUAACUGCUACCUCGAGAAUCUAUGGUAAAAUUGGGUUCUCUGGUUUGUGGAAUGGCCUACCUGUCCGAAUUCUAAUGCUUGGAACACUUACUGGAUUCCAAUGGCUCAUCUAUGAUUCUUUCAAGGUGUUCUUGGGUCUUCCCACCACUGGUGGACAUUAA
Penicillium taxi is the source of this 972-nucleotide messenger RNA. Its product is annotated as putative mitochondrial phosphate transporter Pic2. Gene Ontology annotation, biological process: mitochondrial phosphate ion transmembrane transport. The record is from RefSeq and is a predicted model, not a curated record. The coding region runs from base 1 to 972 and encodes 323 amino acids. Lineage: Eukaryota; Fungi; Ascomycota; Eurotiomycetes; Eurotiales; Aspergillaceae. Gene Ontology annotation, cellular component: mitochondrial inner membrane. The transcript has 4 exons. Gene Ontology annotation, molecular function: phosphate transmembrane transporter activity.